Molecule: messenger RNA, 2766 nt
Organism: Hevea brasiliensis (rubber tree)
Lineage: Eukaryota; Viridiplantae; Streptophyta; Magnoliopsida; Malpighiales; Euphorbiaceae
Exons: 13
Coding region: 628-2607 (659 amino acids)
Biological process (GO): de-etiolation; regulation of stomatal closure; cellular response to calcium ion
Source: RefSeq, a predicted model, not a curated record
CAAUUCUGAUUCUUCAAUUCAGUAACGAUUGAAUUUCAAGAAAGUCAUAUGGAGAAUUGUUUUUUAGCUUAUGAAAUUGAACUGGGUUUUCUUUAGUUUGGCUUAGUUUAUAAUGUUAUACAACUUAUAUUCUGUAACUAUAUGAUCUCUACUUGCUUUCUCACAUUUUAAAAAAACCCAUUUGAACAACUGAUCUUAUCAUCUUUAAUUCACAUGGGUUUGGUUUAAUUUUGAUUAUUUUGAUCAAUAUACAUUGCUUUUACUAAGGAAUUUUUCUGAGUUUAGUUUAGUUGUGCUCAUUGUGGUCAUUAUUUUCCUUCAUUUUCUUUUGAACUUUUGAAAUCUCGUAUUUUUGUUUGCAUUGUUGAUUAGUUUUAUCAAAACACAGCUUCUUAUGGGCUUAGGAUUAAUUUUGAAAAAGUAAAAUUGAAAAUUGAUUAUAGUGUUGUAAAUUCUCAUCAUAGGUUAGUUUUAGCUCAUUGCUUUUACCUUUUUCUUUUCCUUUUUCUUUUUAGCUAUUUGAGAGAUGUCACUUUGUUGAACUUUGUUUACUUCAUUUGGUUUUUAAGCAGAGAAUGGGAGCUUGGUGAAGUAUUCUUUUGGGUUUCAUAUUGAGUUGACACAAAAAUGAUGCCUGUUUGCUCGGUCACCCCGUGUUCUUCUUCUCAUCCUCAGAUUUCAGUCCAUGGAGGAAUGCGACUCUUUUGUCCACAUUGGAAUGAUUCUGAAUCCAGAUGUAUUGCAGAAGACAGAGUUGUUUUCGGCUUUCCCAAUGGAACUUAUCAGCAAAGAAUUUCCUUUAAAACUCAAGCUGCAAAAUCUUCUUACUUCAUUUUCCUUGAAAGAAAUGAACAAUCAGUACCCAUGGGUUUUACUGAAAAUCAUUUCUGCAUAAAUGAAUUAAAUGAUAUUAAAUGCAAGUUAUACAAUGAACUGGACCUUAAGCGAGGGGAUAAAGUGGAAUAUGUGGAAAGUUAUAGCAUAUCUGAUGUAGAAGAGGGACUAAUGGACUUUACUGACCAGUCAACAGAAAAUGCAGAUAGUUUAACAGGACCAGUGGAACCUGAUAUCUCGUCAACUAGCGCUAUAAAACUAGAGAAUCCCAGCAUAGAAUCUGACUCCCUGGAUAUGGAUAAUGAUUCAUUAUCCAGUGUGAAGGCAAGUUUUGAUGAUUUAUUUGAUGGGGUUAGGGACUCCAUCAACACUUCUGUGAAUGAGGGAGAAAAUCUAUUGAAAAGCUCACUAGAUACAAUUACUUCAUCGAUAACAUCAAUUACAAAAAGUGCUUCUGAAGCAGUGGAUAAUGCCUGGACUGGGGUGUUUUCAGCUGUAGAUCAAACAAGAGAAUCAGCUGGAAAUAGAUUGAAUAGCUUCUCAAGUGAUUUGAAGGAAGCCACAAUUAAAGCAACAGUCAGUUCUGUUGAUGUGUUGAGAGGCACAAUUAUUGCAAUGGAAGACUUGAUAGCAAAAGGGGCUUCUCUUGUUGUUUAUUGUUAUGGAUCUGCCAAGGGACUACUUCCUCCAGAGAUCAGGGAUGCACUAAUUUUUUCUGAAGAAAAAGGGGCACAAAUAUUGAGGCCCAUUGGUACAUCUUUUCAGCAGAUUUAUUUUGCUGUUGAGGAAUUGGAGAAAAAUCUUGGCUUGGAUCCUAAUGAUCCAAUUGUUCCAUUCUUUCUUCUCGUUGGAACCUCGGCCACUCUUUGGAUUUUUUAUUGGGUGUGGGCUUAUGGUGGUUACUCUGGAGAUUUAUCUCCUCAGUUAACUUUAGAUCUAUUGACCGGGACAGAGAAUGCUGUUCUCAUUGAUGUUCGGCCCGAGGUCCUGAGAGAAAGAGAUGGCAUUCCUGAUAUUCGACGAACAGCUCGGUUUCGCUAUGCAAGUGUAACUCUACCAGGGGUUGAUGAACCACUGCAAAAAUUGUUGAAGGGUGGCAAUGACAUAGACAACACCUUAAUUGCUGCAGUUAUUCAAAACUUGAAAGCUGUUCAGGACAGGUCCAAGGUCAUAGUUAUGGAUGCUGACGGUAUCUCUUCCAAAGGCAUUGCAAGAUCCUUGAGAAAACUUGGGGUUAAGAGACCAUACUUGGUCCAAGGCGGCUUCCAGUCUUGGGUGAAACAAGGUCUUCGAAUCAAGGAACUUAAACCUGAGACAGCACUAACUGUACUGAAUGAGGAAGCUGAGGCAAUACUAGAAGAUCUUAGUCCUUCUCCAGUGCAAGUCCUUGGGUAUGGAGUGGGUUCUGUUGCAGCAUUGUAUGCAUUACUAGAGUGGGAGAAGACAUUACAACUUAUUGGUGUUGUUGGCCUCACUCAGAGUAUUUAUCGGCGAGUUGCUUCAUAUGAAGGCCCUGAGGAUUUCAGGAAAGAUGUGAGGUUAUUGCUUGCUCCUUUAAAAAUUGGAGCUCAGGCAUUUUCAUGGGCUGCUGGAAAAUUAGAAACCAACGGCAUUGGACUCCCUACAUCACCUUCAUCUUUAGAUGUUCAAAACCGGGUGCUUCAAGCUGCUGCAAAGCAUGAAUCUCAAUCAUCUGAUACUGAAGAAGUUCAGAAUCCAUCUGCUGAAUCAUCGACUCCAAUAAAUGAGAAUGUAGAUUUUUCAGAAGCAUAGGCAUUGGAAUUGGCCUUAAAUAAUCAUUCCUACAUUUGAGAAUUGAACUAAUCUUUCCAAUGUAUAAAGUGUAGUAAUAAACAUCCCACGGUAUGACUUCUUUGAAAUUGAGUUUUGCACUUUACAUCAGAUCAAUCAAGCAAGUUUGUACAUCUCAAA